AUGUGGGGCUUUUUCAACGAAGUGCGCGCAGCGGUUCGCCAGACGAUUGCUCCUACUGCCGGCACCAACGGAGAAGAGCAAAAACAAGGGGAACGUCAACAGCCCCCACCGCCACUCCCUAAAUUGACAGAGAUUGGUGACAGACUCAGUGAAUGGUGGGACAUACUUAGUGUGGCAGCUUCGACAGCUGUGCAGAACGCCAUGGGUGACUCUACCAGCGAUGGGAGUAAUGAGCCACCGCCCCCUCUCUUGCGCCUGAGCGUGGAGGAGCGCGCUGGAUUGCCUUCUGAUGAGUUGUUUCGUGGUCUCACGGAGGCGGUCAGCAUUAUCGCUGCGCGGUCAAAUGAAGCCCACAAGGAGGCGCGCUUCCUCCUCAGCUUAAGCUUGGAGGAGCAAAUUGCACACACAAGUGACUUUCUCAACUGCUACCAAUGGUGGGAGAAGCUAGUCAACAAACGCCUUGCAAUAUGUCAGGAAAUUGUUGAAGAAUACAAACGUCUACCGGAAAGAGAACCCGAUAGUACAAUACUCCUCCUCACUCAACGUAUACACGGCAUACGGGCAAAAUGCUUGGAGGAUAUGGCCAACAUCGCUGCCAGAGGACGAUUACUGCGCGAGGAGCGAUACGACUUUCUCAAUCUCCCAAACUCUGGCGGCAGGGAGCCAGCGGAUUCCGCACAUAAACAGGCUCCGGCACUGCACCCACAAACAGCAGCAAGUAAAAUCAAACCCACGGAAGCGAAGAAGGAAGACAAACAUGAUACAAAACGAGAAAAUGACUACAGCGAUAGUCAUUCAACCAUACAACUGGAGGUUCAAGACAAAGCACAAAAACUAAAUGAAGAUACAUCACCCCAUUUACAUGACGGCCAAAUCCGCCGUCAGGCCGGGGAAGAGGCAAGGCACCUAGUUGAAGAAGAGGCACGGCUCUUAGCUGAGGAGGAGGCACGCCGUAAGGCUCAGGAAGAGGCACGCCGUCACGCUGAGGAAGAGGCAAGGCUCCUGGCUGAGGAGGAGGCACGCCGUCAGGCUGAGGAGGAGGCACGCCGUCAGGCUGAGGAGGAGGCACGCCGUCAGGCUCAGGAAGAGGCACGCCGUCAGGCUCAGGAGGAGGCACGCCGUCAGGCUGAGGAGGAGGCACGCCGUCAGGCUGCGGAAAAGGCAAGGCUCUUAGCUGAGGAAGAGGCACGCCGCCAGACUGAGGAGGAAGCACGCCACCAGGCUGAGGAGGAAGCACGCCACCAGGCUGAGAAAGAGGCAAGGCGUUUUGCCGAAAAUUCUAAAUGCCAGAAACGUAGUUCUAGUAUUGCUCUUUCGCCUGAUGUGUUGUCUUCACUGGAGCACGAUGGGAGUGUUCAGAGGAUCGCUAUUGUGCGAGCACAGCAAGAUGCUUACCUGACUUUGGCGCGUGAUUUUGUGCUUGCGACGCGUUUGGUUGAGCAGGGUAUGACUGAAAAGGCUUCCAGCAGGGUGAGUGACGCGGACGGCUGGGGGGAUGAUGAGUUUGAAGAGGUUGAGGUGCACUAUACGAAUCCUUCGCCUUCUCGGCCCUCAACUUCACGUGCAGUGUCUCGUGUUCAAUUGGAGGAGAACGAUAAUGAUGAGGAGUGGGGUGAUUGGUAG
Trypanosoma grayi is the source of this 1623-nucleotide messenger RNA. RefSeq names its product vesicular transport-associated repeat protein. The transcript has a single exon. Bases 1 to 1623 code for a protein of 540 amino acids. The record is from RefSeq and is a predicted model, not a curated record. NCBI's taxonomy places the organism in Eukaryota, Euglenozoa, Kinetoplastea, Trypanosomatida, Trypanosomatidae.